Molecule: messenger RNA, 1891 nt
Organism: Pygocentrus nattereri (red-bellied piranha)
Lineage: Eukaryota; Metazoa; Chordata; Actinopteri; Characiformes; Serrasalmidae
Gene: sgms2b
Product: sphingomyelin synthase 2b
Exons: 7
Coding region: 449-1669 (406 amino acids)
Biological process (GO): sphingomyelin biosynthetic process; ceramide biosynthetic process
Cellular component (GO): Golgi membrane; endoplasmic reticulum membrane
Molecular function (GO): ceramide cholinephosphotransferase activity; sphingomyelin synthase activity
Source: RefSeq, a predicted model, not a curated record
UUAUUUACAUAUUUCUACAUAUAUAUUCCUACACUUUUUACAUUUGUGAACAACAUAGAAAAUUCGACUCACAGGGAAACCAAAAGUGCUGUUUCUCAGCUGUGACUCAUCAGACACGCAGGUGCGACGUUGUCCGGAAAGGGGCGGGCCUUACGCGUCAGGUGGGCGUGGUGACGACAGGUGAAGGCUCCAGAUCAGCGCCUGCCUCCACAGUUCAGAGUGGAGUCCGGAGGAAAAGACGGGAAGCUCCGAGGGUCGUGAUUUAAAGCCACAGCCAGACUGACCGCAGAGCUCGGUCAGCGGAGAACCAGGAAGAGCAGCAGAAGCUCACAAGAGGACAUUUUCUGUGGACUUUUCCGUCCCUCUGAGGAGAUUACUGACCUUUUCAGGACGUCUGAUAGGCCCCCACUGCUGCCUGUAGGGGGUUCCCUGUGUGUAUGUGUGUGUGAUGGCGGUGUCUCAGCUUCCUGACUCCGGAGAACACAGUAACAACAGCAGCUACCAGCACGUUGAAGUGACGGUCACAGACAGUCCCCACAUGCAGACCACGUCCUCCAGACUGACCCACCCUUCACAGGACAUGCAAGACAAUGGCCAGCAAGGCAACGGCAGGUCCUCCCGGUUGUCCCGAGGCUUUGCGAAAGUCUUGCGUAAGAACCAGGAUUACAUCCGGAUCCGUGUUCCGGAGUCCAGGCUAGACCAGCUGCCACCGGAGUGGUGGAAAACAGGAUUGAGCUUCAUGUGGGCGGGGUUUAACCUGUUCUGCACCACCGUCAUGAUCACCGUGGUCAACGACAGGGUCCCCGAUAAGUCGGUGAACCCACCACUGCCGGAUAAGUUCUUCGACUACGUGCCCCGCGUAGAGUGGGCCUUCACCAUCACUGAGGUCAACGGCAUGAUCCUGGUCAUGGCCUGGUUCGUCCAGUGGCUCCUUCUCAAACACAAAUCCAUCAUUGGCCGGAGGUUUUUCUUCCUGAUGGGGACUCUGUAUCUGUACCGCAUCAUCACCAUGUACAUCACCACACUGCCUGUUCCCAGCAUGCACAUGAACUGCGCUCCGAAGCUCUAUGAUGACCCUAUAGGUAAAGUCCACCGUGUUCUGCAGUUGUUGUCUGGAGGAGGUCUGUCCAUCACUGGUUCUCAUAUGAUGUGUGGAGAUUUCCUUUACAGCGGACACACCGUCAUGCUCACGCUCACCUUCCUCUUCAUCAGAGAGUACUCCCCCCGCUCCUUGUGGUGGUAUCACCUGAUCUGCUGGUUUCUAAGCGCAGUGGGCGUGGUCUGCAUCCUGCUGGCUCACGAGCACUACAGUGUGGAUGUGAUUGUGGCCUAUUUCAUCACAACCCGACUCUUCUGGUGGUACCACACCUUGGCCAACAACCAGUCUCUGAGAGACUCUCCUCACAACUAUUUCAACAGAGUGUGGUGGAGGUUCUUCUUCAGGUUCAUGGAGAGGAACGUUACAACCACGGUUCCUUGCACGUUCUCCUGGCCUUUACCGCUCCCCGCAACCUGCUCCAAAAACCCCUGCAGGAGAUACUCCAUAGUCCAGAGCGUCCGUGAAGAAGCAGAUGGGGAAAAAAACCGCUUCCUAUUGUGCGAGAGAUCAGAUUAUGGCUGUUCCCAGAUCUCGGACUCUGCUGUAGAGGCUGAAGUGUGUUUUAUCUGAAUUCUGAGCUGCGUGUGUGGAUUUGUGUUCGUGCUCCUCAGUCCUGAUCUGUGUUUACCGCUAACGACGCUGGAGACCGGUCAGUCAGUCAUUCACUGACGUUACCGGCUCUUUAUCACCGUGUACUGUGUUCAUUUCUCUUUAGUGAUCCGUUGCCUUCAGCUGUGUUUAAUAUUAAUGUUGUGUUUGUGUUGAAUAAUAAACUAUUUUUGUAUGAAGUCA